This is a messenger RNA of Nematolebias whitei (Rio pearlfish), 960 nucleotides long. It is a transcript of the gene ppp1r3db, whose product is annotated as protein phosphatase 1, regulatory subunit 3Db. Gene Ontology annotation, biological process: regulation of glycogen biosynthetic process. Bases 1 to 960 code for a protein of 319 amino acids. Gene Ontology annotation, molecular function: glycogen binding; protein phosphatase 1 binding. The transcript is spliced from 2 exons. Lineage: Eukaryota; Metazoa; Chordata; Actinopteri; Cyprinodontiformes; Rivulidae. The record is from RefSeq and is a predicted model, not a curated record. Gene Ontology annotation, cellular component: protein phosphatase type 1 complex.
AUGUAUCUGCAGCUGGGUCCAAAACAACUCCCAGAGAGCACGCAAGGUCACAUGAACGAGCACAGCUCAACACAAGCCCACCGUAAAGGUACAUUUGAAGAGAAGAACAUGGCAGAGUCUGCUGGUGGUCCCAGGGUAACCUCAACCAUCUGCCUGCGAGACAUCUACGAUCCCAGGAAACAACCUUCUAAAGCUCCUGUCCCGAUCCGCCCCCCUGCCCCAAGACUUUCCUCCAUACAGGAACGAGAUUUGGAGGAGCACCUUCCCAGUGACACUCCAAUAAGCGCGAUCAGGAGGAAACGAGCUCAGUCCCUUUCUACAUGUUCGGACACAAAAAGGGAGCUACGGCGAGGUCGUGUACGUUUUGUGGAUGCGCUGGGUCUGGAUUUGGAAGAAGUUAAGGUAUUCCGAGUUCAAGAGCACCUCCUGAUACCCCAACACGUUAUGUUUCGACUGAUGAUGAGCUCUGAGCUAACGUUUGGAAAGUCAGUGGAGCUAAGCCUGCCUUAUUUCAAGCCCUGUUUCCCUGAAAACCUGGGGGCGCGGCCAGACUUCCUGAAGCGUCUCCAUGCUCAGAGAGUGUGCGUGGAUCGGGUGAUGUGUUCAGAGCACGGCAUCAUGGGCACCGUGCAGGUGCUCAACCUGGCUUAUGAGAAAGUGGUGACAGUGCACUACUCCUUCACCAACUGGAGGACACACACAGACACAGCAGCCUCCUGGGUGUCGGCCGGGCAUCCCGAGGGGUGUGCUGCCUCGGACACAGACCUGUUCAGGUUUCAUCUGCCUGUCCCACCCUUCAUAUUGCAGCCAGGAGCCAUCUUGGAAUUUGCCGUCUGCUACUCCGUCAAAGGAUGUGACUACUGGGACAACAACAACGGCAACAAUUACAAACUUUCAUGCCACAGCUACAAGGUGAUGGUGCCAAAGGAAUGCGAGGACAGCAUGCUGCACUUCACCUGA